This is a messenger RNA of Hydractinia symbiolongicarpus, 4049 nucleotides long. RefSeq names its product elongation factor G, mitochondrial-like. Gene Ontology annotation, cellular component: mitochondrion. The record is from RefSeq and is a predicted model, not a curated record. Gene Ontology annotation, molecular function: translation elongation factor activity; GTPase activity; GTP binding. Gene Ontology annotation, biological process: mitochondrial translational elongation. NCBI's taxonomy places the organism in Eukaryota, Metazoa, Cnidaria, Hydrozoa, Anthoathecata, Hydractiniidae. Bases 814 to 3042 code for a protein of 742 amino acids. The transcript is spliced from 27 exons.
UUUAAAAAAAUCAGGACCCUUAGCAGGAUGGCCCCGUGCCUCACUUUUUUCUCAGCCAGGUUAAACGUUUCCCCUUUUUGUCAAAACUCUUCAAACCGCGCCUUCAAGGUUUAAAACGCAAUCGCUACAGGUUUUGGCGUCAAGGCUGGUGUAAUACAAAAUCACUUGGAACGCUUCCCACAUAAUUCUCAGAUCUGGGUUAAUGCUUGAUAUCUUCUGAUCAUUUUUAACAAAAAUGACCAAAAUGUUUGAACUUGGCACAAAAAUCUAUAAAUGCAUGCGAAUUUUCAUGUUUAUACAAUAUUGUACAAACUGCCACUAUUUGGUAGCCAAACUUUUGAUGCUUUAUGUAAAAAUAAACACGCAAAUCAACCGCGGUGAAAAUUUUCAAAACUACAGGUAAAUAUUACGGUCAAACUUUCAUAUAACUUCAAAACUUUAAAUUACAGUAAAUCAUGUUCUAAUAAUCUAGUGGCAUUUCAAAUUUCCUAUCUUAGAUAAUUUUUGCUAUUAAAUUCAAAUAUGCACCAUUCAUUUUCCUUAAGUUCUUUCUCUUCCUCCUUUUUCAAAAUUUGAUAAUGGUAACUCGGAUCUGAGAGUACAAGUUAUGCUACUGGGACAAUAACUUUAAUGCAAAGUUUUUAUACAAGGGCAUUCGUUCUGAACCAAUCUCGUUCCCAGGACAUUUUGCCUUAGGCACCCCGCCAUAGCAGCCCGGGGCCACAGGACCCUUGGUUAGUUCGUCCCACAUGUCUUUUUUCAAAAUUCUCGAUUCCGGGAAAAGAUCAAAAAUCAGGAUUAGAAUACAUAACAAUGUUAGCCUUAAGACAACACAACAAUUUCUCCACCAUCUUUAGGAAGAUCACAAAAAAUACAUUACAGAAAUGUUGGUGCAGCAGCAAAGCAACAGAACUGGAUAUUUCCAAAAUUCGUAAUAUUGGAAUAUCUGCGCAUAUCGAUUCUGGAAAAACAACAUUAACAGAACGAAUAUUAUAUUACACUGGUCGUAUACAAAGCAUGCAUGAGGUUCGUGGAAAAGACCAAGUUGGAGCAACAAUGGAUUUCAUGGAAUUGGAAAGACAACGAGGUAUCACUAUUCAGUCAGCUGCAACUUUUACUGCUUGGAAAGAUUACAACAUCAAUAUUAUUGACACACCUGGUCACAUUGAUUUCACUGUUGAAGUUGAACGAGCUUUGCGUGUAUUAGACGGAGCAGUGCUUGUUCUUUGUAGUGUUGGUGGUGUACAGAGUCAAACAUUAACUGUUAAUCGUCAAAUGAAGCGCUACAAUGUACCCUGCAUUGCGUUUAUAAAUAAACUUGACAGAACAGGUGCAAAUCCUUACCGUGUGACCAAUCAAUUGCUGUCGAAACUUCGGCACAAUGCAGCAUUACUGCAGAUACCAAUCGGUUUGGAAAGUAAUUUAAAAGGCAUUGUUGAUUUGAUACAUGAGAAAGCUAUCUACUUCGAAGGAACUUUAGGAACAGAUCUAGUCGAGAGAGAUAUUCCAACAGAAAUGUUAGAUGAAGUAAAAGAAAGGAGAAAUCAACUAAUUGAGGCUGUUGCUAAUGCUGACGAAUUCCUGGGUGAAAUCUUUUUGGAAGAACGAGUGCCGACCGUAGAUGAACUUAUGGCAGGAAUAAGAAGAGCGACUUUGCAGCGUACUUUUACUCCUGUUCUGUUAGGAUCUGCACUGAAAAACAAAGGUGUCCAGCCUUUACUUGAUGCAGUGGUAGAAUAUUUGCCAAAUCCAACUGAGACAGAUAACUAUGCUUUAGAUACAGAAAACAAUGAGGAGCGCAUAACUUUGGAUUCUGUGAACACAGACAAACCGUUUGUUGGACUUGCAUUUAAGUUGGAGGCUGGAAAAUAUGGACAGCUGACCUACAUUCGAACCUAUCAAGGUCAAUUACAAAAAGGCCAGCAAAUUGUAAACACACGAACUGGUAAAAAAGUGAAAGUACCAAGACUUAUUCAAAUGCAUGCUAAUGAGAUGAAGGACAUUACCCAAACAUCAGCGGGUGAUAUAUGCGCUUUAUUUGGUGUUGACUGUUCAUCUGGUGAUACAUUCGUUUCUGAGAAUGCCCCAGCAUUAUCUAUGGAAUCGAUUUAUGUUCCGGACCCUGUUAUAUCUCUUGCUGUUGAACCCAAAAAUAAGAACGAUGUUGAAAACUUUUCCAAAGCUAUCAACAGAUUUACUCGUGAAGAUCCCACAUUUCGUGUGCACGUGGACAAUGAAAGCAAAGAGACAAUCAUAUCUGGAAUGGGAGAAUUACAUUUAGAAAUAUACACCGAACGCAUGAAGACAGAGUAUAAUUGUGAAGUACUGACUGGGAAACCAAAAGUCGCUUUUCGUGAAACGAUUGGUAAAGACGUUAUCAAGUUUGAAUACCAACAUAAGAAGCAAAGUGGAGGUUCUGGUCAAUUCGCUAAAAUCAUUGGUAGAAUCGAGAAAUUUGAAGAUGAAGCAGAAAAUACAAAAUUAGAAUUUGUUGAUGCCACUAUUGGUAUGAACAUACCAAAAAAUUUCAUCCCUGCGAUCGAAAAGGGCUUUUAUGAAGCUUGCGAGCGUGGUUAUUUAACCGGUCAUAAAAUGUGUGGUUUCCGGUUUAUCUUAGAAGACGGUGCUGCACACGCUGUUGAUUCCAGUGAAUUGGCGUUCAGGCUUGCUACGAUAGGAGCUGUUAAGCAAGCGUUUGAUAGUGCAAACCCCGUAUUGUUAGAACCCGUUAUGGCGGUAGAAGUGGUUGCUCCCAGUGAAACACAGGGCACAGUCAUGGGAGGUGUAAACAAACGAAAGGGUUUGGUGACUGGUACUGAGUCUUCUGAUGAAUACUUUACAGUGUAUGCCGACGUACCGUUAAACGAAAUGUUUGGAUACUCGAAUGAACUGCGUUCGUUGACACAGGGUAAAGGAGAGUUUAGUAUGGAAUUUAAAAAAUACAGCUUAGCCAAUCAUCAGACACAGGCCGAUUUGAUCGACACAUUUAAAGGUGUAACAUCGUCAACAGCAAAAAAACAGAUUCAAAAGGGAAAGAAAUAACGUCAUUUUUUGUAUGACGCGGCGUUGUUAUGGUGGAGCAGUGACGACUGCAUUAUGUCGUGGUUGUGGUGAUUCGGAUAAACACGUCGUAUGAAGCCAUGUCGGCAUCAGUAUCGUUUCAAUCACCAUGUUAGUCAGAAAAUAACCUAUAAACAAACUUAAUAUUUUUUAUAUCGUAUUCUGUAAAAAAAGGUCUGGUCGAUAAAUCUGAUUGCCUUAAAGUUCUUAUAGCACACGUAAAUUAAACAACAAUAUUUUUAUUUUUUUUUUACCUCCUUGGACACAAAUCUUUAAAAAACAAUUUAUUCUCGCUAAGGUAAUUUUGUGCGAAUACUCCUUUUUGUAAAUUGAAUUCACAAAAACAAAAAAGGUGCUGCGUUUAGAGAAAAAGCUUGUUUAACGAGAGCGUACUCUAAUUCUUUUGUCUUUUGUUAAAAAUUACUGACUAGAGUAUAAAAUAUUGAUAUUUGGUCAUCUUCACAAAGGUUCCCCACUGAUAAAAACAGCUGGCAAAAGAUUUGCGCCGACGGAAUUUGGACCAUUUUUAUAAUUUCGUUAUUCAUUGUCAAAAACAUUUUGGGUUUCUUCCAACAAAAAAUAAAAGUCGUUCCAAAGUUUGUGGACAUUGUAAAGUUGACAGAAGCAGGUGCUUUAUUGAUCAAAAUGUUUAGGAAAAAUUUGAAAUAAAUGCAUAGAAUUUAUUUUCUUGUCCCAAAUUGGCCCAAAUUAUUUCCAUCCAUGUUUUUGGUGGUUUUAAUUUCUCACCAGUCCAAAUCUUUCUCACCAAAGAAUCUUGUCGUUUAGGGCAGAUAAAGUUUGAACCAGAAGGUUGUUUCAAUAAUUGGUCUGCAAUCUUGAGAUAUUUUGUUACUGUUUCAUCUAUAGCUACUUUUAAAUGACAAAGUAGGAAUACUAGCUAAAAAAAUUGUUACGAGUUUUAGGUGUAUAAAAAAUAUAUUUUAAUUUGGAUAUAUUUAUGUAUGUGUAAAAUAUAUGGUUUCUGAUCA